AUGAUGAUGGCCUUAAGGGGAAUCUCUGCUUUCCUGAUUUUAGUCCUCACAACUUUUCUGCCUCCGCCACAUUGUGCCCAAGACCCAGCCAUGGUGCACUACAUCUACCAGCGCUUUCAAGUCCUGGAGCAAGCACUGGAAAAGUGUACCCGAGCAACAAGGGCAUACAUUCAAGAAUUCCAAGACUUCUCAAAAAACAUAUCCACUAUGAUGGGAAGAUGUUUGACCUACACAAGUGAGUAUAAGAACGCAGUCGAUACCCUAGCAACAAGAGUUGAACGUGCCCAGCGGGAGAUUGACUACCUGGAGUACCUCCGAGAAUCUGACAUGUGCAUAGAGUCGGAGGACAUGACCCUGGCUGAAAAGCUGGUCCAAGAAGCUGAAGAAGCCAAGAAGAUUCGGAGUCUGCUGAAUGCAAGUUGUGACAACAUGUUGAUGGGCAUAAAAUCUCUGAAAAUAGUGAAGAAGACUCUAGAUAUAGAUGGUUCUUGGAUGAAAGAUGCUGUCAGUGACUCUCCAAAAGUUUACCUCUUAAUGGGAUCCAAAAACAACACUGUUUGGGAAUUUGCAAACAUACGAGCAUUUAUGGAGGAUAGCAUCAAACCUGCCCCUCGCAAACUAAUCCUAACACUUUCCUGGCAGGGAACAGGUCAAGUGAUCUACAAAGGUUUCCUGUUUUUCCACAACCAAGGGACUCCCAAUGAGAUAAUCAAGUAUAAUCUACAGAAGAGGACUGUGGAAAGUCGAAUGCGGCUCCCAGGAGGGGCAGGCAGAUCACUGGCCUACCAGCACUCCCCUUCGACUUACAUUGACUUGGCUGUGGAUGAGCAUGGGCUCUGGGCCAUCCACGCAGGGCCAGGUAUCCAUGGCCAUUUGGUCCUCACAAAAAUUGAGCCUGGUUCACUGGUAAUUGAGCAUUCCUGGGACACUCCCUGCAGAAGUCAGGAAGCUGAAGCUUCAUUCCUCUUGUGUGGGGUUCUCUACGUGGUCUACAGUUCUAGUGGCCAUGGGCCCCAUCGCAUCACCUGUGUCUAUGAUCCACUGGGCACUGUCAGUGAGGAGCAUCUGCCCAACUUGUUCUUCCCCAGGAGGCAGAGAAGUCACUCCAUGAUCCAUUACAACCCUAGAGAUAGGCAGCUUUACGCCUGGAAUGAUGGCAACCAGAUCAUUUAUAAAAUCCAGACAAAGAGAAAAGUGGAUGUGGAGUGA
Elephantulus edwardii (Cape elephant shrew) is the source of this 1209-nucleotide messenger RNA. RefSeq names its product olfactomedin-like 1 (gene OLFML1). The coding region runs from base 1 to 1209 and encodes 402 amino acids. Lineage: Eukaryota; Metazoa; Chordata; Mammalia; Macroscelidea; Macroscelididae. The record is from RefSeq and is a predicted model, not a curated record. The transcript has 3 exons. Gene Ontology annotation, biological process: signal transduction.